CUUCAGCCCAGGAUAACCUGCAGAUCCCUUUGGAAGGCUCUAAGCAGUAAAGUGAAAACCUGAAACACCCGAGCCACAAUGGCCACAGCACCAUACAACUACUCCUACAUUUUCAAAUACAUCAUCAUCGGGGACAUGGGAGUAGGAAAGUCAUGUUUGCUUCACCAGUUCACAGAAAAGAAAUUCAUGGCAGACUGCCCCCACACGAUUGGCGUGGAGUUCGGCACGAGGAUAAUCGAGGUGAGCGGUCAGAAGAUCAAGCUGCAGAUCUGGGACACGGCGGGGCAGGAACGCUUCAGGGCAGUCACACGCAGCUAUUACAGGGGCGCCGCUGGGGCUCUCAUGGUCUAUGACAUAACCAGGAGAAGCACAUACAACCAUCUCAGCAGUUGGCUGACGGAUGCCAGGAAUCUCACUAACCCAAAUACUGUGAUCAUUCUCAUAGGUAACAAAGCAGACCUGGAGGCCCAGAGGGAUGUGACAUAUGAGGAGGCCAAACAGUUUGCUGAGGAGAACGGUCUCCUGUUCCUGGAAGCCAGCGCAAAAACAGGUGAAAAUGUCGAGGACGCUUUCCUGGAAGCAGCAAAGAAGAUCUACCAGAACAUUCAGGAUGGCAGUCUGGACCUAAAUGCCGCCGAAUCUGGUGUUCAACACAAACCCUCUGCACCCCAGGGUGGCCGGCUAACCAGUGAACCUCAGCCCCAAAGAGAAGGCUGCGGCUGCUAAUGACCAACUUCUCCCAUUUACCUGUGUAUUUCCUCACCCACCUCCACCCCAACUUUCCUCCUUCUCUUUUCUUUUCCUUCACCUCACCAGUCCCCGUUCCAGGCCCCGAGGGCCACGUGAGCCUGAGCCGUGAGGGGAUGAAAUGAGGGAUAGGCUGGGCUGGGCAUUGACCCCUCCUCUCCCCUCCCUCUCUCCAUCUAUCACUCACUCUCCCCUAUGGCUGUUCAACUUUGGUUCUGUUUUCUUAGUCCAACCUGUUCCCACCAUCAUGGUUUGACCCUCUUGUGGUGUUGUUCAGCAAGGACUCAUCCAUCAUGGGAUUGAUCAGACCUUCCAAAUCAGUUCAUAAAAACAAGAAAUGGGUUACUGACAACUAUCUAAGAGAAAAGAGACAGGCAGAUCAACCAAGCUUCUUUUUAAGUAUUUGUUUUAUAGCUGGAUAAUGUACAUACAUCAUCUAUGAGAAACUGACCCCUCACAGGAAGUAUAUAUGAAACAACACUUGUUAUAAAUACACACUCAUCCAUCUUUCCUGAUGCUCUUGCAUGGUUUAGUCUUGAAUAACACUUGUAACUUUUUAAAUUUACAAUAGAAAUUAAAUUGAAACAUAGGAUUCUUCUUUGCUCGGUGAUUACUUUUUCAUUCCUUGUAGAGGAGGGAAUGGUUAGUGAAGGUAAUGAGUUAAUGUAAAAUGAGGCCACAUUGCUGACAGAUGGUGUGUGUAUGUGUGAAAGAAAACAAGUGCAAGCGAUUGUGUGUUUGUAUUUAUGUGUGUGUGUGUGUAUGUGUGUGCGUGCGUGUGUUACUCCAGGCUAAAUAUUGCAAGUUCUAAUCAGGAGUUGAGUGUGUCAGUAGCUCACUUCACUUUGCUGCUCAUUGAUAUCAUGGAAAGUUAAAAGCCUCCAUCACCUUAGUAGUACUGAGAGUCAUCACAACCCUCAAAUCUUAAUGAAUCUCCAACAGUAGCUUCUUUACUGAACAGAACAGGAAAGGUUAGGGAUGUGUGUGUGUGUGUAUGUGUGUGUGUGUUGGGAGCCUCCUUUGUGAAUCAGUAAAUGACACUUGAAUGAAAGAUAAGGAAAGCCCCCCUACCCCACAGACUGAUUCUUUCGGGUCAUCUGUUUUCAUUGCACCUGUCCUGCCCUCUUGCUCUCCCCUCCUCUGCUCUUUGACCAUAUCAGUAGAUUUUUGUCUGUCCUUAUCAGCAUUUUUGUUGCCUUAUUGUUAUGAUUAAUGUUAAUAGUAUUACUAUUACGGUUUAAUCUUUUGUUGCUAUGUUAGCUCUACAUACUGCUGCUUGGUCUCACCUCUGUCAAAUAAAACAUACUGUUUUACAAUACUGCUGUGUUUUUGUUAACCAUGAGGGAGGUAUGUGACAGUGUGAAUGCUAAACCAGGGCAAACUGUGUAGCAGUCACACUUGUUAUUCACUUCUGGCUGUAAAUUCACCAGCUGCUGUCGUAUAGGCUUGUAUAGUAACACCUUAAUGUGCGCCCCAAAAAACCCUCCGCUGAGAGUGUUUAGGUUGGGGUUGGGAGCUCAGUGUUCUAAUUUAGUUCAUGUACCAUACAAAAUAAUUCCCUCAUUCAGUAGCUGUAUAUAUGGCUAAAUAUAUCUACUGGGGACAACGCAACUUGGAGGACAGACAGCAGCACUGACUCCCUUGAACUCUGUACAGGUGGCCAUGGUGUUAGUGAGAUGCUUGUAGCUUUUUUCUCGGGAAAUUCUGUAACAUAAUUUCUAUGAAUAAAUGUGCCUGUAUACGGAUGAUCCCUCUCUCUGUUUGUUGGUAACAUGGCGUGACCGAAGCAUUCAAUGUCCAUUUUGGUCCCAUCCUCUGGUUAAAUUAGGAAAUGUGGUAGGAGGAUUCCAGAGCCAGUACUAAAGCGCUGGUUGGUACCUGGUCUCAAACUCUGUUAAAACAUGUCCACCACUGUUAUGUACUCCACUGUGUUGAAUCCUCUGUUUCUUUUGUCUUACCAGGAGAGAGGGAGGGGCUUGGUUGGUUUUGGAAGGGGUUUAUAGUGGAGUCCUCCUCUUGUUUUGUCCCAUUUCUUUGCUGUCUGAAUGACCACUUCUGGCUACGUGUUCAAGUUGAAAAAAAGUACAUAUGUAUAAAUUUUGAAGGAGCUGUGCUAACAUUUAAAAUGCAUUCUUGCGUGUAUAUGAUUUUAAAAUGUUGACCUUUUGAUUUUAAUAAUGAUGACAAUAAAAUGCUCUAGACAUAAA
Messenger RNA from Chanos chanos (milkfish), 2954 nucleotides. RefSeq names its product RAB14, member RAS oncogene family, like (gene rab14l). The record is from RefSeq and is a predicted model, not a curated record. Gene Ontology annotation, biological process: phagosome maturation; defense response to bacterium; Golgi to endosome transport. Gene Ontology annotation, molecular function: GTP binding; GTPase activity. Gene Ontology annotation, cellular component: recycling endosome; phagocytic vesicle; trans-Golgi network. The transcript has 8 exons. Bases 79 to 726 code for a protein of 215 amino acids. NCBI's taxonomy places the organism in Eukaryota, Metazoa, Chordata, Actinopteri, Gonorynchiformes, Chanidae.